Callorhinchus milii (elephant shark) is the source of this 2235-nucleotide messenger RNA. RefSeq names its product endo-beta-N-acetylglucosaminidase (gene engase). Lineage: Eukaryota; Metazoa; Chordata; Chondrichthyes; Chimaeriformes; Callorhinchidae. Gene Ontology annotation, biological process: protein deglycosylation. The transcript is spliced from 14 exons. Bases 55 to 2193 code for a protein of 712 amino acids. Gene Ontology annotation, cellular component: cytoplasm. The record is from RefSeq and is a predicted model, not a curated record. Gene Ontology annotation, molecular function: mannosyl-glycoprotein endo-beta-N-acetylglucosaminidase activity.
AGUAGAAGCGUUAUCUGUAAUAGGGGGCGGUGGGAGGAAGUGAGUGAGUGAGUGAUGAAGAGAGGUACAGAGGCAGAGAGCAACAGGAGAGAGCAGGUACCUGACUGCAAGGUCAGGCAGCUCAGCCCAGGUCCCGGGGAAGAACAGCCAGUAGAGCAGCAGAUCGAUCAAGUGAUCCAAUAUGAACCUCCGCAGCUCUCAGCCCGGUGCUACGAGCCGGGCAGCACGGAGCCCGUCAGCUUUUACGUCUCCUCUUUGGAAGGGCUGAGGUCGUGGCGGCCUUGUGGCGAGGACGAGGACUUCAACAAAGCCGUGACCCCCAUUGCCGGUCGGAGGCCCCUCCUGAGCAGCGACCGGCCCAGGACGCUGGUCUGCCACGACAUGGCGGGCGGCUACCUGAGCGACAGGUUCGUGCAAGGCAUCUGUGAAGACGACCCAUUUGUCUUUUACCACUGGCAAUACAUCGACAUCUUCGUGUACUUCAGUCACCAAAUGGUGACCAUCCCCCCCGUCUGCUGGACCAACGCAGCACACAGACACGGGGUGUCUGUUCUGGGAACUUUCAUCACAGAGUGGAAGGGAGGGGCUCAGACCUGCGAGGAUUUCCUGCAGAGCGAGGAGAAGUUCCAGCUGGUGGCAGACAAGCUGGCCCUGAUUGCUCGCGCCUCGGGCUUUGACGGCUGGCUGAUCAACAUUGAGAACCCGCUGAGUGCUUGCGCAGUUAAGAAUGUGCCGGCUUUUCUUCGUUACUUGCGUUGCCAGAUGCAGCAGGCGGUUCCUGACAGCCUGGUUAUCUGGUACGACAGUGUGCUGGAGAAUGGCGAUCUGAAAUGGCAGAAUGAGCUAAACCAGGACAACAAAAUCUUCUUCGAUUCCUGCGACGGGAUUUUCCUGAACUACAACUGGAAGGAGGAGCACCUCCGGCGCGUCGGACCCGUGGCCGAGGGGCGCCGUGCGGACAUCUACGUGGGGAUCGAUGUGUUUGGCCGCGGAGAUGUCGUGGGAGGAAAGUUUACCACCAACGAGUCCUUCAAGCUCAUCCGCAAGCACAACUUCUCUGCCGCCCUGUUUGCCCCGGGCUGGGUCUACGAAACUUUAGGAAAGAGCGAAUUUCACCAAAACCAACACAAGUUCUGGAACAUGUUGACUGAGUAUCUGCCCACUCACAGCAUCUGCUCCCUGCCCUUCGUCACCUCCUUCUGUCAGGGCUUCGGGAAAAACCUUUACAGAAACGGCAAGGUGGAGGCUGCGGGGAGUUGGCUUAAUCUGAGCGCCCAGGAAAUUCAGCCUUUGUUCACCGACCAGCGGGCGGGAGGUGCUGCCAGGAGCUGGGUGAAGACCUAUGGGUGUUCAGAAGACGCCUGGAAUGGAGGCUGCUCCUUAGUAAUCGAAGGACUAAUCCCUGCCGCCACAUCAAAUCUGACUGUGAGUUUAUUCCGUCUCCACUUGGACAACCCUCCAGCCAGAAUCUUCCUUUCGUUCAUCUAUAAACUCGAAGGCGGCGUCAGUCUGACUCCGGAGCUGAUGACCUGUGCUCCCUCUCAGCAUCAGUCGGACACGAGUUCCACACUUGAAGUGUUGAAGCCAUCGUUGCUUCCAGAGGACGAUGCCUUUGUCCAGCAGUUUGUCCAAAGCUGUGACUCUUGGAGCCCUGGGGGGUGGACAGCUCGCUUCUUCCAGGUUGAGAUGAAGGACUGCGCUCUGCGGGAGAUCCAAGUCAGUGUCGCUCACGGUCAGGAGAAUGACCAGGACGCACAGUUUAAAUGCAGGAUUGGAGAAAUCAGGGUUCUGGAUGCUGCAAAGCUGAGGGCGGAACUGAAUCCGGUUGAAAAUCCUACUGUCAGCAACUAUCUGUGGAGAAAGCAACCUAAAGGCACAGAUACAUCCCUAAGCGAUCUGUCUCUGAGCGCUACACUGCAGUGGGCAUACCCUGGCAGAUUAGCCAGUUACUUCAAUAUCUACUGCCGAGGACUGUGCUCCCACAAAACCAAAGAGGUCGAGAGCUCGGAGACGGUUCUGAUCGGGCGAACCAGCGCCAACGUCUAUCGUGCUGUGGAUCUGAAGCUCCGCGAGCCCCCGGUGGGGAGGUGCUGCCCGGUGGAGUUUCUGGUUCAGCCUGUGAGCGAGGCUGGUUUCCCAACCCCUCUCUCGGCUUGCGGGAAGGUGAUAGUAAAUUGUACACAGGCACAGUGAAGAAACGUGUGAGGCUUCAAUAAAACUAGAUGUUCCUCCCUC